UUCCUAAAAAUCUCUCAGUCUCAAUCGUUGUUUGAGUUGGGCCAAUAUCGAGCGUUGGAUCUCAGUCCCCGUGGAUCAUGUAUGUCUCCCUCCCUCUUUCACUCGUGGGGAUGACGAGAAAGUGAUGACGAGUGGAUAGGAAUGGGUGAGGGCGGUGAGCUAAAAAAUGUGUUCGGACGGAUGGCAUAGCGCCCGAACGAGCCAGUUAGAUGGCGUGUCGACCGGUCCUGCUUUAAGAUCCGUGAUCACCAUCCGAUGGUUACAACAACAUCAGGACGAAUUGUCUUCGUGCCACACGUGUGGCACUUAUCAUUUAGGUAGAAAAUUGACUUGCCCAAAUUUAAAAAUCAGGUAAUUUACAUAUAUAGUUCCUAUAGUUAAUGGAUGAGAAUAAGCAUAUCUAAAGAGAGGGGGAGGGGGGAGCCGAUUUGCAGACACCAUGCAUGCCGAUGCCGCCGCCGCGCGCAUCGAUGACCAUCACCUGCCACUGCGCACUCGGUCACCUCCUAAGUUGCCGCUCCAUCUUUUGCUCCCCAGCGGUUCCUGGCUUCCUGCUCGCCCGGCCUCUCCUCCUCUCUCUCUCUUCCCGUCCUCUCCCUCACGCGCAUUUGGAUCGACCCCCGGUGAAGCUGCAUGCGCCGAGGGCGACAACGUACCGUCCACCGUACAUGUGCAUGUGGUGUGGAAGGGAAGGAGAGACGAAAGAGAACGAUCGACUCGACAAUUGGUGAUCACCGUGGGCAGGCACGUCGUCGUAGGUAGGUGGUGCAUGCAUGAGCAAGAAGAAGAGAGAAGGAGGCGGAGGAGGAAAAGGCGGUGGGGGAGGGGCUCAUCAGCACAGGGGAAGCGGCGGCGGGCCGACGGCGGUAACGGAUGUGCUCUCCAUGGACGGCGGCCUCCGCGAGGUGUCGGUCUCGGUCGUCUUCUCCGUCUGGUGUCUCCUUUUCCUCCUGCGCUCCCAGUUCCUCAACAGCCAGACCGACGACCCUUCGGAUUUCUACGGCGAGCGCGACAACUACUGCAAGGUGAUGCCACUGGAGGCAUACAUAUUCCCCGCCGACAACGCCUCCUCCCCGACGUGCCAAUCCUCCUCCUCGCCGCACCACCCAGAAGCGCUGCCGCCGUCCAACGCAAGCGGCGGCAACUCGUCGACCGAGGCAGCCUUGGUGGAGCUGGACGAGUUCCGGAGCCGCAUCCUGCAGGGCAAGGCCGACAACGACAGCGGCCGGCAUCACCAGCGCGUCGCCGACGGUGCCACGCACCGCCUGGAGCCCAGCGGCGCCGAGUACAACUACGCGGCGGCGUCCAAGGGAGCCAAGGUGCUCGCCCAUAACAAGGAGGCCAAGGGCGCCGCGAACAUCCUCGACGGCGACAAGGACCGCUACCUCCGCAACCCGUGCUCCGCGGACGACAAGUUCGUCGUGGUACAGCUCUCCGAGGAGACGCUCGUCCACACCGUGGCGCUGGCCAACCUGGAGCACUACUCCUCCAACUUCAAGGACCUGGAGCUACAUGGCAGCCUGAGCUACCCGGGGGAGGCGUGGGAACUGCUGGGGCGGUUCACGGCGGAGAACGGCAAGCACGCUCAGCGCUUCGUGCUGGCGGAGCCCCGGUGGACGCGCUACCUCCGGCUGCGCCUCGUCAGCCACUACGGCUCCGGGUUCUACUGCAUCCUCAGCUACCUGGAGGUGUACGGCAUCGACGCCGUGGAGCGGAUGCUGCAGGACUUCGUCGCCAGCCACAGCCCCGACGCGGACGCCGCAAAGGCCGCCGCCGACGCCCGUAAGGACAGCAGCCACAACGACACCGCCGGCUCCCAGGUCCACGCCAAGCAGGUGGAGGGCGGCGGGCGGAACGAGAGCACCGGCGACGUGGCGAAGAACAACGGCUCGAGGGUGGCGGACGGGAAGCCGGCGCAGGCGCAGGGCAAGGAGGCGGUGAAGCAGGCGACGGGGCGGGUGCACGGCGACGUGGUGCUCAAGAUCCUGAUGCAGAAGCUGAGGUCCCUGGAGCUGGGGCUGUCGACGCUGGAGGAGUACACCAAGGUGCUGAACCAGAGGUACGGCGGCAAACUGCCGGACCUGCACAACGGGCUGGCGCAGACAGGCAAGGCGCUGGAGAAGAUGAAGGCGGACGUGGAGGACCUGGUGGAGUGGAAGGACAAGGUGGCGAGGGAUGUGGGAGAGCUGAGGGACUGGAAAUCAAGCGUCUCGCGGAAACUAGACCAUCUGGCCAGGGAGAACGCGGCGAUGAGGUGGGAUGUGGAGGAGAUGAGGAGCAUCCAGGAGACGCUUCAGAACAAGGAGCUGGCGGUGCUUUCCAUCAGCCUCUUCUUGGCGUGCGUCGCGCUCUUGAAGCUGGCGUGCGACCGCUUGCUGCUGCUCUUCGCUAGCAAGGAGGAGGAGGACGGGGCAGGGACGGGGUGGAUGCUCGUGUUGGCGGCCAGCAGCCUCACCACCCUCAUCGUGCUGCUCUACAGCUGAACGAUUUGUUAGGAAGAAUAGAAUAAUAAUGACUUUGCGAGCUAGACCUCGUUACCUUCUUUCAGGUCAUGUUAUGACUUAGCAAGUCAUUAGGCAAUCUAAUUCUCCCCUCGUUUAGCACAGCUAGUCUUCUUUUACAAGAGAAAUAAAGUACAAGAAGAAUGGGUAUACUGUGCAGUAUGUUGGCGAGGCUUUCAACCUUCAAUACUUAAACUACAAGACGCUAUGGAUGACUAACGAGGAACCAAAGAAAAGGCUAUCCAAUAAGUCUACUUUCAUCUGCAACGAGAAAUGGGUUCAUUUCAUACCAGACAACACAAGAGCGGUGCAGCAGGUGUCAGUGGAACAAGUUACAGACCACAAAAAAAUAAUGGACAAUUGAGCGAGCAAAUUAUUGAGGCACUGUUGCAAUUGUGUGCUCGUCAUGCUGGCAUUCAGCACUAAAAA
Molecule: messenger RNA, 2930 nt
Organism: Aegilops tauschii subsp. strangulata
Lineage: Eukaryota; Viridiplantae; Streptophyta; Magnoliopsida; Poales; Poaceae
Product: SUN domain-containing protein 5
Biological process (GO): protein folding in endoplasmic reticulum
Cellular component (GO): cytoplasm; membrane
Source: RefSeq, a predicted model, not a curated record